CCCUCACCUCAUGCUUCACUUUCACUCUGUCUGGCAGCCUCCUUCUCCUCCUCCCCCUCAGCAGAAGCAGCAGCAGCAGGAGCGGGCUCUCAGAAAUGGAGAGCUGGUAGAGGCGCAGCAGCUGUUCCCGCCUCUUCUCUGUGGAUGUUGGAUGUCCUACCAUGUCUGCGCGGCUCCGGGCGGCUCUGUACCUCCUCCUCCUCUUCACCGCCUCCUGCCGGCUGUACGCUGCCGCCCGACACGGUUGUUUAUUUGAGAAGAAGCUCUGUCCCAGGGACCAGCUUUGCAGUGAUGAUGGCCUCUUCGGACAGUGCCAGGAUCCUCUCCAGGAGCCUGCCCGGUACCAAGUGUCAAUCCCAGUUCUCCGCAGGCUGCAGGAGGUCCUCAAGGACCUGAUGCUGCAGGGUCUGACCUGGAAGGAUGAUGUGACACAGAAGGUCAUCAGCCAAGAGCUGAGAAAUGUUCCCACCCUUCGCCCUAAACUCACUGACAACUUACCCAAAAAAGCUCCAGGAGACCCAGCAGACCCAGCGAUGAUGAAGCAGUACCUGGACUACAUGGUCCAGAGCUCUCCCCGCUCCUCAGUGCACAUGCAGAUGCCCCUAAUGGACUCCUAUUCCUACCAAAAGCAGCCACAGUUUGGUUACCAGAACGAUGAAGAACGCUCGCUUAAUUCCCUGGAUGAGAAUCCAUCCUUCAGUCGAUCUGGACCAGCAAGGAACUCCUUGGACCGGGACCGGCAGCUUCUGCAGGAUCUGCUGGUGUCUUACCUCACCGAGCCCUCCUCCUCGGCUUCAUCAUCCUCUUCCUCUCCCUCUCAGUCCCUGUCCCUUCACAGAGCACCGGUUGCAGCUGCUUCCUCCCUCUCUUCCUCCUCGCCCUUUUUUUCGGAUCUGGACUUCCCACUAGACUAUGGCGAGGAUUAUAUUUCCCAGGUUGCACAGUUCAGCAAGCAGGCUCCCCGGGAGCAGAUGGAGAAGAAGGUUCAGAAUGAGCACGACAUCCUGUCUGGACUAGACGAGCGCUCCCUGCAGAGGUUGGCUCUUUUGCUGGACCGCUACGGCCUAGACCUGAAAGAUCUGUCUGCAGAGAAGGAUGAGGGCCCCGCGGCUCUGAAGCAGCUGCAGCUGGACAGCUCCUACACCCAAAAUCCAAACAAAGUUAAAAAUGGUGUUGACGCCACAGGAAAGAAGGUUGGAGGAUCUGCUGUUACAGAAGGUUCCAUGUCCUAUAAAACGGUUGCCCAGACAAAGUUAGGCUCCGUGGGUGAACCAGACUCCAGCCAGAAAGAGGCCGCACCCUCUAAAGAUGAGAACCAGGGAGGAGCAGGUUACAUCAUCACCAACCAAAGCACAGCCGGAAAAGCCGUCGCCUUCGAUGUUCGACCAAACUCCAAGAACCUGACAGCAGCAGAUGCAGCCAACAAAGCAAGUAAGAUUGCUGAGAAGAACUUCCUGGCGUCUGACACAAGCUUAAAUGUUCUGCAGAGCAACAUUGGCGAGAAUGAUGGGAAGGCAUCGCCUCUGGCAACCAGAGUUAAGCCUGGUUCUCGCUGGCUCUUUUCCACCCUUGUGGCUAUGGCCUGCGUUAGCGGUAUCGUGGUAGCGGGAAUGACCAUCGCCUGCCUCCGCCACCACGCCCACCGGCUGGCAGCAAAGAAGCUGGGUCUGGGACCAGAGGGGGGGAGCUUCACCCAUCAGGAGUACCAGGACCUGUGUCGCCAGCACAUGGCCUCCAAAGGCGCCUUUGGGCGCCUGGAGGCUGCCGCUUUGGGUGCCGUGGGGGGAGCCAGCGGGGCAGGUGGUGGAGGAGGAGGAGGGGCAGGAGGAGGAGGAAUUGGAAUUGGGGCAGGAGGUGCUGUAGGAGGAGGUCCUGAUUCAAGGGUAAGCAGUGUUUCGUCCCAGUUCAGCGAUGGAGCCCAGCCCAGUCCCAGCUCCCACAGCAGCACGCCAUCCUGGUGCGAGGAGCCAGCACAGGCCAACAUGGACAUCUCCACCGGUCACAUGAUUCUGGCUUACAUGGAGGAUCACCUGAGGAAUAAAGACCGUCUGAUGAAGGAGUGGGAAGCUCUGUGCUCAUACCAAGCCGAACCCAGCACAGUCUCUGUGGCUCAGAGUGAAGCUAACGCCAAGAAGAACCGCAUCCCUGAUUCUGUACCCUAUGAUCACUCCAGAGUGAAGCUGAAAGCAGAGAUCAACCCCUCACGGUCAGACUACAUUAAUGCCAGCACCAUUAUUGAACAUGACCCCCGCAUGCCGGCUUACAUCGCCACGCAGGGACCUCUGUCUCAUACCAUCUCUGACUUCUGGCAGAUGGUGUGGGAGAACGGCUGCACGGUCAUCGUGAUGAUGACCGCUCUGGUUGAGGAUGGAGAGAAGCAGUGCGAUCGUUACUGGCCUGAUGAAGGCUCGUCCCUCUACCACAUCUAUGAGGUGAACUUGGUGUCUGAGCACAUCUGGUGUAAUGACUUCUUGGUGCGCAGCUUUUACUUAAAGAAUGUUCAGACCCAGGAAACACGCACCCUCACACAGUUCCACUUCCUGAGCUGGCCGGCACAAGGCAUUCCAACCUCCACCCGCCCCCUCCUGGACUUCCGCAGAAAGGUGAAUAAGUGCUACAGAGGCCGAUCCUGCCCCAUCAUUGUGCACUGCAGUGAUGGUACAGGCCGGACCGGGACAUACAUCCUGAUUGACAUGGUUUUGAACCGCAUGGCUAAAGGUGUAAAAGAGAUUGACAUUGCUGCAACAUUGGAGCACGUGCGGGACCAGAGACCUGGGAUGGUGCGCACCAAGGACCAGUUUGAGUUUGCUCUGACUGCAGUGGCUGAGGAGGUGAACGCCAUCCUCAAAGCUCUACCCCAGUGAACCCGCAAUCCAGACUUGCUCCUGUGAGGCGGACUGAACCAUAACGUGCCCACCAUUCAUUGAUCUUUCCUCCUCUGUACACGGAUGACAAGUGAUGCCUCCUCCUGCAUGUCACCUAAACUUCAAAUCAAAGUGGUGAAAAAAAAUAUAUACAGAUCAGGAAGAGUUUGGAGAAUUCUGAAGAAAGUGUUGGUUUAUGAAGUUUGCAAAUCAAAUUGGGAGUUAAAAUUCUACUGCCUCCUAAUUUAAAAAAACAUUUACAUGCUUUCUGUGUACCAUUGAAGCAUUUUCAGUCUCUGGGUAUGUCAUGUUUACCUCAUGCAAGAUAAAAAAAACUUGAAAAAAAAGCUUAAUUUGUAUUUGUGACAGCUAAAAUAAAUCUUUUGGUGUUAAAGUGCUGCAACAAUAA
Messenger RNA from Oryzias latipes (Japanese medaka), 3273 nucleotides. RefSeq names its product protein tyrosine phosphatase receptor type Nb (gene ptprnb). Lineage: Eukaryota; Metazoa; Chordata; Actinopteri; Beloniformes; Adrianichthyidae. Gene Ontology annotation, cellular component: secretory granule; synapse. The record is from RefSeq and is a predicted model, not a curated record. Gene Ontology annotation, biological process: insulin secretion involved in cellular response to glucose stimulus; regulation of secretion; protein dephosphorylation. Gene Ontology annotation, molecular function: protein tyrosine phosphatase activity.